Molecule: messenger RNA, 2148 nt
Organism: Morchella sextelata
Lineage: Eukaryota; Fungi; Ascomycota; Pezizomycetes; Pezizales; Morchellaceae
Exons: 3
Coding region: 1-2148 (715 amino acids)
Source: RefSeq, a predicted model, not a curated record
AUGCCUGGCGUCACAAUUCCGGACGGUGGUGUUAUUCUGGGCACGGCGCCCACCACUGUUGGGCAAAAGAAUUUAAACAUUCACAGCCAACAGGCCAUGCGGGUUACCUUCGCGGAUAAUAGCAUCUUGGAGGACGUGCUCAAGCAUGGAGCCGACCUGAAGAUAUCCUUCGGGAAGUCUAUGAGAUUUGUCUAUGGAAGUCAGACCAUGGAGAUAGUCUCCAUAGUAGAACCUAACCGCCAUGAGCUAUACCGAGCAUCGAUCAACUCUCCAGAGGAACUAGCUUUCGCGGCAACGUUCACGCACCAACUGGAAGCUCGAGAACUUGAAGAUGAAGUCAAGGAUGAAAGCCUGUUGGCUCUGCAAGAGUCAUAUCGCCGAAUUAACCAGGAGAAAGAGGCCUCUACAACCGCCGUUGUGGAUAGCACGUUCUCGGCGAAGGGAGGAAAGCUUGCAGCUUACCCAAAGAAGACGACUCAAGUUAGCCGGGCCAAACCCCAACACUCACUGGCUAAUACGCCUUUGUCAAGAGGUGCACGAUCCCCCGAAAAUUCCGCCCAUAUCAAUGCGAAACUUGAGGCACUCCGUAUUCCAUUAAUCCACCUUUUGGCAAUGGGCCCGGAUUCUGAACAAAAUUUGGCGUCUAAAACAAGAGUUUCGAAUGAAAUCUGUGUUCGAAUUCUGCAGAAGGUUGGGAACAGGGUGGGGAAGCAGUGGCAAUUAGUUGACGAUAUCUACAAAGACCUUGACUUAUGGGACUUCCCAUAUCCUUCCUCUGGCGAUCGCGAUCAAGCAAUCGCAAACUGUAGAGAGGCUUUCAAUAGGUUAAGGUUAUCAAGGGAAGCAACCGAAUGGCAAAUGAUUCUGGCCCCAGAGGAUAGAGGGAAGGUUGACCCAAAUCCACCACCACCACAACCCGUUAAACUGCCCUCGAAGUCGGUUGCGGCUACACCAAGCAUCACAGUUACAACUGAGAGCCCAGAAUCUAAAUCAUCUAGUCAAACAUCUAGCAAGAAAGCUAGUGGUGAAUCAAUGGCUCGAACAGCCUCCUCAACCAAAGCAGGGAAACCGGCGCCGAAGGAUGCCAUAUCGCGAAUUAUAGGGAAGAAAGGCAAAAAGCCUGCAGCAGUAAAAGCUACCCCAAAGCCAAAGGGACCCAUUGGCAGACCUCCAAAAUCGGCUACCACCAAAACAAAUAAAGCGAAUAUGGCAAAAGAAGCCGUUGUAAAGCCUAAAGUAAAAUCAGCUGAGAGAGUUGAGGACUCAGAUGAGGAUAUCGAAAUGGAAGAUGCUAAACAGUCUCCUCUCAAAGCAACGGAAAAAAAGGCAGCCUCUCCUCCUCCUCUACGACAGCCAUCGACAGCAGCUGCUGCAAGGCCUCCAUCGGUCGCAGGUUCUGGCACCUCCGAUCACGACGUUGAAAAUUCACGAUUCAAGCCCAAAAAGGCAGCUACACAAAACAUCAAGUCGCCUAUAAAAAAACAGCGCCGCGAUAUACCCAGUUCUAAUGGUUCUUCCUCUACAACGGCCAAAAGGAAGAACGCAAGUGUUAAAGCUAGCUCAAAUGUUUCUAAAACUCCCAUGUCGCGGGAUUACGUUCCGAGGCGUAGUUCCAGUAAUUCGCCGCCAAAGCCAUCUCCCUUGGGGUCCUCCCCGCCGAUAAAUGCGUCAGAUAUUGAUAUUACAUCGGUAGCAUCAUCUCCUUUUCUCGCCUCGAUUGCGGGGACAUCUACACCAGGUCGAUCUCCUCUAGAACCAGUAACGAUACCAUCGAGGUCGAAUAAGAGUAAAUUUCUGCCUAUAUCGUCGCCAUCUUUGAAGAGGAAAGCCCCUGCUCUGGCCGAGCGCGAUGAUCGUGGUCCCCCUUCCCGGGCCGGUUCUAGCAAACCGCCGACGUCAUCUACUGUUGCUGAAAUUUCGACUUAUUCUAGCAAGAAGCGACGGAACACAAGCUCCCCCGAUGAGUAUACCCUCAAGAUGGCACAAAGGUUUAAGGAGGAUCAUGCUCGCUACGAGCGUCUUUACAAUGAGGUCUCACUGAUAACAGACUCCAUAAAAAGGAAGGAGAAACUGGACAUAGUACUGAGCAUGCAUCGGGAACUAGCUACUCUUAAGGCUCAAAUAACUGCAUCGACAUCAGUGCAUUGA